This is a messenger RNA of Ctenocephalides felis (cat flea), 457 nucleotides long. RefSeq lists its product as uncharacterized. NCBI's taxonomy places the organism in Eukaryota, Metazoa, Arthropoda, Insecta, Siphonaptera, Pulicidae. The record is from RefSeq and is a predicted model, not a curated record. The transcript has 2 exons. The coding region runs from base 23 to 457 and encodes 144 amino acids.
ACAUUAAAACUAACAGACAGAAAUGUGGUAUGUGAAGGUUUCAGGAAAUAAUGCAAGCGAAGACUUCCAAGAAAAUGUUUCGGAUGACAAGAGCGAAAAUUUUGACAGGAGCACCGAAAGCCUUGAUGUGUCUCAAUCUCAACCCAUACAACCAGCCUAUCCAGAAGAAGUUUAUGACUACAGCCAAGAAAUCCUCUCAGUGCCUUCUCCAGAUGAAUGGAAUAAUGCCAACUACCAAUAUGAAGAUUUACUGGAUACAAAUGAAAUUCAACAUGCAGAUAAUGAUUUAUCUAACGAUAUUGCCAUUAAUGAUAUCGCAGCAGCCGCUGGUGUCACAGCUGAUCCACAAUCGGAGUUGAUAGAUGUUUUUCAAGGAGAUAAAUUUGCUGAUGAAAUUGCUGAAGUGGAAACAAACGAGAGGAAGUUUAGGAGUCUUAAUUUGAAACCAAUAAAAUAA